GUUCAUUUUACAAUCAGCAGUCGAGCAAGCAGCAAACGCCAAGAAGAAAUACCUCAUAAAGUACACAUAUAGUACCACAUACGGCCAUAUAAAACAACAUUUGUGAAACGUAACGAGAUUACAAAAGUAAUUCCAGUUGCACAUUUCUAAAUUAGCUUUGAUUCGCGUGGACAGACGAUUUUGGCAUAAUUCGCAAAGCGUGAAAGUUAGAUUUGCAUAACCAGAAGAAGCGCAUCUCAGGCGAUUAUAUAAUUGCAGUGUAUUUCGAUUGAACAAAAGCGCAUCUCCAGCUCCAUUUCGACUUCAACAAUGACGGGUUACAAGGUGGCCAAUGGCAAUGGCACAGCCAAGACCAAUGGAAACUCCAAUGGUCACAGCAAUGGCCACAGCAAUGGACUCAAGUCGGCGGACUACACAGCCCAGGAGAAUCCCACAAUGUGCUCCCGCGACUGUUGCUCCGGACCAGGUGGCUCCAAUCGAGGCAACACCUGUACGGACAAGAAGGGCGCCAAGGCAGGGAGUCUGAAUGCCGAGAAGAUCAUACCCACUCCACAGAGCCUGCUCGGAAAUGGAAAAAUCCGAUGCGAGCUUACGCCCGAAGAGUUAAGGGCCUUGCGGGUUCUCAACGAAGACACGUAUCCCUAUGAGGUCAUCGAGGAGAUCGCCGACUUCAUUACCAAGGGCUCCGGCAUGCGCCCCAAGAUCGGGAUCAUUUGCGGCUCUGGGCUCGGCUCGCUGGCCGAUAUUAUCCAGGACCCCAAGAUCUUCGAGUACGAGAAGAUCCCCAACUUCCCGGUGUCCACAGUUGAGGGCCAUGCCGGACGACUGGUGGUCGGCACCCUCGAGGGCGCCACCGUGAUGGCGAUGCAGGGAAGGUUCCACUUCUACGAGGGCUACCCGCUGGCCAAGUGCUCGAUGCCGGUGCGCGUAAUGAAACUGUGCGGCGUGGAGUACCUGUUCGCCACAAAUGCGGCGGGGGGCAUCAAUCCGCGCUUCGCGGUGGGCGACAUCAUGCUGAUGCACGACCAUGUCAACAUGCUGGGUUUCGCCGGCAACUCCCCGCUUCAGGGACCCAACGACCCUCGUUUCGGACCCCGAUUCCCUGCCCUGGUUAACUCUUACAACAAGGAUCUGAUCAACAAGGCCAUAGAAAUCGGCAAGGCCAUGGGCAUCGAGUCGAACAUUCAUGUGGGCGUCUACUCCUGCCUCGGUGGUCCCAACUACGAGACCAUCGCCGAGCUAAAGGCUCUGCGCAUGAUGGGCGUGGAUGCGGUGGGCAUGUCCACCGUCCACGAGGUGAUCACUGCCCGGCACUGCGACAUGAAGGUGUUCGCCUUCAGCCUGAUCACGAAUAAGUGCUCCACCGAGUACAGCGACAAGAAGGAUGAGGAGGCCAAUCACGAGGAGGUCAUGGCUGUGGCCAAGAACAGGCAAAAGGCCUGCUGCGAACUGGUGGCCCGACUCGUCCGGGAAAUCCACACGGCAACCGCUUAGGCAGCGAACGAGGAAAUAGCGUUGGAUUCUAAAUUUAACAUUAGUUAAUUCACUAGACUUGCAUCUAAGACUCACAUGACUCGGAUUGUCCUAAAAUUUACAGUAUAAGCCUAGGGAAUAGUUUAACUAAAUUAUGUAAAAUAAACUAGAAAUAUCUCAUCUCA
This is a messenger RNA of Drosophila subpulchrella, 1658 nucleotides long. RefSeq names its product purine nucleoside phosphorylase. Gene Ontology annotation, molecular function: purine-nucleoside phosphorylase activity. The transcript is spliced from 5 exons. The record is from RefSeq and is a predicted model, not a curated record. The coding region runs from base 310 to 1494 and encodes 394 amino acids. NCBI's taxonomy places the organism in Eukaryota, Metazoa, Arthropoda, Insecta, Diptera, Drosophilidae. Gene Ontology annotation, cellular component: cytoplasm. Gene Ontology annotation, biological process: nucleoside metabolic process.